CGAUGAGGAAAAACUGGUUACUUGGUAACUAGUAAUCAAACUGUAAACAUUUGGUUUUCUGUAUUUUGGUUUUUCUUUUUAGCUUUUUUUACUUUUAUUUUUGGUGAUAAACAAAAUGUCAAAAACAUUUGGUCGCUACAAUUAUGCUCUAGUUUCCAGAAUUCCUGAUUCAUUUUCCUCUGCAAUUGGACUUUCUGAGAGUGUUAAUUUGGCUGAAGCUCGUCGUGAACAUCUUGACUUAACUAAAAUCUUACGGAGUCUUGGAGUUGAUGUGAUUGAACUUCCGGCGGACGAAAGUCUCCCAGAUUCACCUUAUAUUGAAGAUACAGCAGCUGUUUAUAAUGGUAUUGCUCUGAUUUGUAGACCUGGUCAUCCAGCUAGAGCUAGAGAGACCGAUACAAUCAAAGCGAUAAUUAAAAAAGAGCUUGAUUUACCAGUGAUUCAAAUUGCUGAUCCCAAGGCAACUUUAGAUGGAGGCGAUGUACUUUUCACUGGCAAAGAAUUUUUUGUUGGAAUAUCUGGUCGAACCAAUGAGGCUGGUGCCCGAGCUUUAGCUGCUGCAUUUCCUGAAUAUCCAGUUACCCCAAUUCGAGUUCCAAAUAAACUUGUUCACCUCAAGUCAUGUAUGUCAAUGGCAGGACCAGACAUUUUGUGUAUAAGUUCAACUCCAGAGGCUCGUGAAAUACUUAAACUAAUGGAGCGCGAAGCAACUUUCAGAUAUGCAACUCUAACAGUUCCUGACAAUGGAGCUGCCAAUGUUACCUUUGUUAAUGGAACUCUUUUGUAUCGGUCAGAAUUUCCAAAUAGCUGUGAGCUAAUCGAGAAAAGAAUUGACUUCCCAAAAAUACCAAUUAAAUUGUGGGAACUGAGCAAAGCCCAAGGAACUCUCUCAUCACUUGCCCUUCUAGUUAACAAGCCUAAAAGGAGCAUGAAAAGUUAGCAAAGCUGGCUAAACUUCAAUUUUUCUUAAAUAAUUGUUUGAAACAUUUUUGUUCCUCUAUUUCGCCCACUUCAACCAAUCAUUCAACAAACAAUCAAUUCUAUUUACAACUAAUUCUGACCAUUAUAAUUUUACAUAUAAUGAUCAGUUCAUCAAAUGCGUUCCUAUGAUGUUCAUUCUAAGUUGCAUGUUACAUUUAUUGACUUCACUUUACCUCCUUAAUUAUAACUAUUAUUAUGAUGAGAAAAUUUAACUUGUCAAAUUAACUUUUUUUGCUUUCCACAAUUCAUUCAUGGUCAGCCAUCAUUAUAAAAUUAAAUUAAACUUAUCAAUA
Tetranychus urticae (two-spotted spider mite) is the source of this 1274-nucleotide messenger RNA. RefSeq names its product N(G),N(G)-dimethylarginine dimethylaminohydrolase 1. Gene Ontology annotation, biological process: positive regulation of nitric oxide biosynthetic process; arginine metabolic process. Gene Ontology annotation, molecular function: dimethylargininase activity; amino acid binding. Lineage: Eukaryota; Metazoa; Arthropoda; Arachnida; Trombidiformes; Tetranychidae. The record is from RefSeq and is a predicted model, not a curated record.